This is a messenger RNA of Caenorhabditis sp. 36 PRJEB53466, 2047 nucleotides long. Lineage: Eukaryota; Metazoa; Nematoda; Chromadorea; Rhabditida; Rhabditidae. The record is from the annotation of a GenBank genome assembly.
AUGCGCUACGGUAAAGUGUACUUCUAUGAUCGAAUGGGCAAUCGCGAGCCGAAUGAAGCCGACAAAAUCAGAGGUUAGUGAGCGGAAAAAGGAAUGAUGUCCCACGUGGCAUACCCCAGAAGCACUCGAAAACUUUGACGCACCACGAUUCCGACCGCCAGAUGAACCGAGAAUGAUGAAGAAUUAUACGACACAAUGUCAGUUAGGAGACGGGAAAUAAACUGAAAUGCGCGGAAAUGUAUUUUAGUUUCUCCGUUGGACACUCCGCCUCCGAUGAUGGGAAACGGCACGCCGCCAGUGGUCGGAAUGCAUCAGUUUCUGACGGAUUCCGACCCGACGAGGGAGAUGAUGGACCUUCCGGCGAACAUAUCCAACUUCGGAAGGGACGACGGCAGUCUGGGUGCGCUGUUAUCGUAGUCGUACUCAUCCGUUUCCCUUGUUCAGUGCUUCCCGCCAACUUGAUGGGCGGCGAAGAGACGGCCCUUCCGAACAUUGACAGAUAUCGAAUGGAUCUUCCAUCCGAUGUUUAUCCCGAUGACCCGAUGCCACGUGGCAUCUCAAGUCCACCGAUGAACGGAAUGAUGAAGUUCAACUUGGGAGAAGAUAUUGGCAAAGAAAUUGAUAGAGGAGUGAUGGGCGGGUACGGAGGGGAGAGAAAACCACGUGGAUCCGAUGGUGGAAAUGGAACAGAACCUGGGGAAUAUACGGUUUGAAAGUGAAGAAGAGGUGAGAGGAAUAACAAGAAACGAAUCGGAUUUUGUUCAGAAAAAAGCGAAAAUGAACAAGUACAUGGUGGAUGAGGAGUAUUACGGUCAUGACAUUUGCGCGCAAUGUCAGGCGGAGGACGAAUACAUGGAACGGAUGAGGAGAACGGCGGAAGAGGAACGGAGGAAGUACGACGAGACAACGAGAAGAGCGAAGAUUUACGAGCAGGAGACGAAGCAAAAGGAGGAGGCAUUCAGACGGGUGAGCCAAAAAGAAGAUGGGAUGGGAAAUAGCAGGAUUGCAGGACGAGCUCGAAAGGAACAAGGCGCUGCGGGAGCACGUGGAUCGGGUGAACGCAGAGAUGAUCGAGUUGAAGAAGAGGAGACCGAAGUCGCCGAUCGAAGAGAACUACAUCUUCCGGCACGAAUCUCCACGGCUCCGUGAUGCGGAACAGCGCACGCGGAAGGAUGUGUACCGCGCAGAACUGGACAGACAGGUCGAAGAGAAAAGGCUCCGACGAAUCGCCGAAUUCGAGAAGAACGAGGCGAUCGACGCGACGAGCAAUGCGAGAGCUGCUCUGGAGUGAGUGAUCAGGGGAACUUCCGGAACAGUUGAAAAUUGCAGGUUUGCGAAUGCGAGAGAAGCGGAACGGAAAACGAUGGAGCACGCGAAGGAGAUGGCUCGGAAGCAGCUGGAAUUCCAGAUGGAAAUGAACCGAGUGGGGGCGCCGUCCGAUAAAAACUGGCUCUGGUGGGCGGAACGGCCGGAUGAGCACGGAUGGAGGGAUGCGAGGCUGCAAGGAAUGAAGCAUACGAAUCAGGUGGAGAGGAAUCAGACAAUCAAGUGAGCAGAUAGAUAAUAGAGAAAGGCAAGUUGGGAAUUGCAGACAUUCAAUCGGAAUGUUGGAAGAGUUCAAAGCCCGACAGGCUCAUGAUGAUAUGGUUAUGAGGGAUAAUCGGAGGGCUAAAUACGACAGAAUCAGAGAGCAAUUGCACGAGAACUCGAAGAUGCUUUAUCCGCUGGCAAAGAGAACGGAAAGCCGUCCGAUUAUCGUGCAGCCGAAUCCGAAAGUGGAGGCGGCGUGGAGAGAAGCGCACGAGAAGUACGAUCGAAAGUUCGCCGUUCUUCAGGAUAACGCCAUGAGAAGCAUCUCCGGAGCAGCUUUGGAUGGAGGUUCACUUUCUCUUCUGCCCGUUCUUUUAAAUGAAUGCUUUUUUCAGCUGUCCAUACAACCACGUCAUGCCGUCGAUGUGCCCGUUGUGCUCGUCCGUUGGAGCGGAAAACUGCACUGGCCGUCAAUCGUGGCGAGACCAUCCUCCCGCAUCAAAUAAAUUGGCAUUGA